AUCGCUGUUUUGUCCAUUCUCAGCUGUUUGUUUCUUUGUGAUUAUUUUGGAUUUAAUUAUUAAAAUGAAUGAAGAAAUAGACGAAUACGAUAUUUAUCAUCAAGAUUUUACGACUGUAUCAGAGUGGGAAGUAUUUAUUGCUCGAUUAGAGGAGAUUCUUAACGAGUGGCGAUUACCAAAAUCCAAAAUACCUAAACAUCAGCAAUUCACAAAGAAAUGGAUUAGCAAAUCUGAAGAGAUUUCAUUCCAAGGUCUAAAAUUUAAGUUAUCUUACCACGCUUUAGAACCUAUUGUUGGGGUUGACAAUGUAGAGGAGUCAGAUGACAAGUUUUUACAUAAUGAAUUGCAAAAUGGUAUUUGGGAUGCCACAUCACAUUUUAUGGAUGAAGAGGAUGGAAGCCCAUUUCCUGUCUCUAGUUGGUUUGGGUUAAAACGUUAUUUGAUGGUGUGCUCAGAACUACCACUUGUAGAGGGUAGUGUGAUAAAAGUAGUAAUGAGUUCAAUUAAUAUUGCCUUUGCAAAUGUCGAUUGUGGAGUUCCCAUAUUUGUAAAAAUAAGAGAACAUUGGCAGCAGAACUAUCUAGGGUUCUAUGAAGACAAUGAGUACAAAAGUAGCUUUGAUACCAUUCACCUAAAAAGGAUAUCAAACCAGUGUUCCCACUUGACUGGCUUAGUUAGCUUGUUUAAAUCUAAAAUAGGAUCCCCUGUCGCUCUUGAUGCUGUAGUAGUGUCUACAAAGUUUUCCUAUGAGCUGAAAGACUCUGAUGCAUUUAUAUGGAAGAAGACAACACAUUCCAAUGAGUUUUUGUCAAUAGAUGGUUUUGAUGUCAAGAAACUGAUAGAACUUCCAUUUGGUUCUGAAAAGAAUCCUAUAAGUAGCGUUCUUCUGAAUGCUAUUUGGCCAAAGUUUAGAGAGAGUGCCAUUGUCGAUUCUUCGACAUUUUCUGAUAUUGAUCCAAUCAUGGCCCCUCUGUGGACGGUCACCUUGAAGAUGAGGGACAACAUCAAUUGCCAGUUGUCAGAGACAAUAGGCAAGGUGAUGGACUUGUUAGACAAUAGUAACUUACUUAUGGAUGUGCUUGGGCUGAGCAGAAGCUUGGGGAUUGUGAAUCCUUUGCAGAAAAUAACUGAGGCACCCAUUACUAUUUCAAAGCUGGUGAAGGCAGCCAUGGGCCAUGGUACUGUUUCCGAAUUCAAGGGACCCAUAGCUGAUGACUUGUUAAUGCCACUACUGUACUAUAUAUUUCCUGAUGCUGUUGAGGAUGAUACGUUUAAUUAUCCAGAACAAUUAGAGGUCGAAUUUAAGUCAGAAGCGAAUGAAGCCAAACUCUGCAACUACGUGAAGACGAGCCCCUAUGGCGGGCUGGUGUGGCGGCUGUCGGUGACGGCGGCGCGGCUGCACGACGCCGGCGGGCUGGCCUACCUGGCGCACCUGUGGUACGAGUUCACGCAGGAGCUGCAGUACCGGUGGGAACACAGGAUCGUGGUCCCGGGAGUCGCAGAUGGCGUGCCCAACGCUCGAACUUGCCUGCUGCACCAAAAGUUGCAGUUGCUGAACUGUUGCAUUAAGCGCGCUCUCGAGGGCUCAGGAAGCUUCGCUGGAAAUUCUUCCGAAGAUGAAUUCUACGACUGUUCCGAAGGAGAAGGCGGCGAGGAGCAGCCGCCCUGGGACAGGCCAGUAGGUCGCCUCCAGCGGCUCGAAGAUGCAACUCUAAAAAAUGGAACACCACUUUAUGUGCCUUGUACGCAGGAUCCAGCGCCAAAAACUGAAGAUCAAUUAGAAGAGGAUGCGGAGCUGAUGGUGCGGUUAGGGGACGACGCUAAGGCGUCCGAGCUGCGGGCGAGGAUGAUGAGCGCGUCGCUGCUUUCCGACAUGGAGGCGUUUAAAGCGGCCAACCCGGGCGCCGAGUUGUGUGAUUUUGUGCAGUGGUAUUCUCCCCGCGACUGGUUGCCCGACGACGGCGGAGCUCUAGGCGCGCGUAUGCUUUUACCCGGGAACCCUUGGCUCGAAACGUGGAGUGUGGCGCGACCGGUGCCCGCCGCCCGCCAGCGGAGACUCUUCGACGAAACUCGAGAAGCCCAGCAGGUCCUACAUUUCCUCCGCUCACGAACCGUGAGUGCGGUAGCCGAGCUCCUGUUACCUGCUAUCCUGCGAGCCGGCGCGGCGAAAGCGCACGAGGAAGGCGUGGCAGGAGGCAGCAAUUCGGUGGGUGGCGUAGAUAAGAGGCGUAUGUUUGAACUGGCCGCUAGAGACAUUUAUGAAGCCGAGAAGGAGGCGUGCAGGUCGUUGUGCGUCCGAGCGGUGUUCGGAGAUAGCGUGGAGGGGACGCCCCUGGACGUCGCCGGCAGGACGAGGAUCCUCAGCGCGGCCGGCGGCGCGCUGCCGGCGCCGGCGCGCAAGGAGUUCACGCUGCGAGUCAGAGACGGCGUCGCGCCGCAAGUGAUGCGCGCCGCUUUGGCCACCGACAUGACCAUCAUAGGCGCGUUCACGGAACGCAUCGUGUGCUUGUAGCAGUGCUGGGGCCUGUAGUGAUGCAGGGGACCCUGAUGAACAGUUGAAGGACUGGCCCGUGUCUUCCUUGUCGUGAGUUCUUUGUUUGUGAUAUAAUGUUAAAAGUUUAUUGUUAUGUAAUUAAAAUCGGUUUUGUACGUUGAAUCGUUGAUAAAUAUGUAAGUACAUCAAACGUGUUGAAUUGAAGUUUAGCCAUUUAAUGAUUAUGUACAUUUUAUUUGUAAUUAUAAUAUGUAUAGAAAUAUUACUUUGCUUGCUUGUGUUUGUAUGUUUUUUUUAUAUGAAAAAUUCUAAAAUAGAUACAGUUUAAGA
Ostrinia nubilalis (European corn borer) is the source of this 2824-nucleotide messenger RNA. It is a transcript of the gene Rab3GAP1, whose product is annotated as rab3 GTPase-activating protein catalytic subunit. Bases 65 to 2512 code for a protein of 815 amino acids. Lineage: Eukaryota; Metazoa; Arthropoda; Insecta; Lepidoptera; Crambidae. The transcript is spliced from 4 exons. Gene Ontology annotation, molecular function: GTPase activator activity. Gene Ontology annotation, biological process: positive regulation of GTPase activity. The record is from RefSeq and is a predicted model, not a curated record.